This is a messenger RNA of Medioppia subpectinata, 352 nucleotides long. The record is from the annotation of a GenBank genome assembly. Lineage: Eukaryota; Metazoa; Arthropoda; Arachnida; Sarcoptiformes; Oppiidae.
GUCGACGUCAACACUAAACCACUGUUUGUCUCAACACUUGUGUGAAAUCAGUCGCGAAGAUCACCACACAUCGGAUCCAAUGUCUAAAUUACGUAAACACGACCACACUAUGGAUGGAAGUGAUUGGGAUUUGUCUCUAUUGUCACUGAAAGAGGUUCCGGUGGAGGAUCUGAAGAAGAAUCCAAUGGCCAAACGCAUAGACCUGUCCAACAAUGCACUCAUUAAACUGCCGGACUCGUUCACAUCGUUAACACAUUUAGUUGUAUUGGAUUUGAGUAAAAACCGAUUAACAGAAUUACCGCAAAGUUUUGGUGAUUUAAACCGAUUGACUCGUUUGGAUCUCUACGACAAC